Molecule: messenger RNA, 11808 nt
Organism: Dermacentor silvarum
Lineage: Eukaryota; Metazoa; Arthropoda; Arachnida; Ixodida; Ixodidae
Exons: 4
Coding region: 249-902 (217 amino acids)
Source: RefSeq, a predicted model, not a curated record
CAGAGGCAACCAAUCAAAACGGUAUCUGCUCCUCCGCCCGCUCCAGCCCUUAGGGGAUCUCGCGUGCUUCCAAAUAUAAACAUUUCAAUACUUUGCAUUUAAUUCAUUUCUGUCGUUCACUUCGCGUGCAGUUUGUGAUAUCAUCUGUGGCGAUGUAGCCUUCGCAUUCAAAGGAAAACAGCAGACGACGAGGUCGACGGUGGUUCGCUCCUUCGGCGUGAUGUCGACGACGCCUUGAAAUCAAGGCCAUGAUGUUUUGGCUUCAGUGGAUGUUGUCGAAGGUGGUGGUGGUGUGCCUGCUGUGGCUGGUGGUGCUGGGUGGGCACGGCAUGCAUGCUGGCUGCCCGCACUGCGCCACAGUGCGCUCCUUGGGUCCUCCGCCGUCGGCCAUUCUGGAGAUGCCGCCCCCGCCACGCCUUCCGUCGUUCCCCAGUUGGGCCGGUCCCGUGUGUGGUGGCAACCGCAGCCGCCUCUGCCACCCCGUCCACCAUCGUGUGAGCACAUUAAACGGCUCUGCAGAGUCCUCCGGCUGGUGGCUCGUGGGGCCUAGCUCGGGUGGCGAAGGAGACAAGGCGUGGCCCCUGGCCGUAGUGUUGGUGGCUGGCUCGGCCACAGUGCUUGGUUCCGUCGUGCUGCUGGUUCUGUCCAAGAAAAAGCGGUGGCAGCCAGGCCGUUCCUCUCCAGGCCAUCAUGCCGGCUUGCCUGCAGCUCUGCUGCCUUCCAAGGGCAUCCUGGUGGGUGCCUCCCUGCCGGCUGCAGGAGCCUACGACAACUCGGCCUUCGCGGAAAACGUCGCCGUCACGGGCGGCGGCCCACCACGCGCGUCCCUGCUACGCCAGCUGCAACCGCCGUCUCUCGGGGGCUACCGGCAGCUACCUCACCACCACGGGCCGCCUCAGUGAAUGGGUGUUGGUGAACCCAUAAUACCUCGCAUGACCUACUUGGUCACAGUUUGUUCUGGUGUUUCCGUAAUCAGCCGCUUUUGAGGUGGUUCUGCUCUUGGAUUCACCAAAAUCGGGGUGUAAAUGAGGGCAACGUGGAAGGACAGGGGUCUUGUAACUACGCCAGUAUUUGAUUCCCGGUUAGUGCUGCGUUGCUGAGAUCCUGCUUAAGAUCUUCAGCUCUCAUCCGCAUUGCCGUUUCAAAGAACAGCUCCUCAGUACUCCAUUGUUAGGCACCACUAAGCAUUGAUCAAGAGGGCAAAAGUGCUCUUAUGUGGAAAAAUCUAGCCACCCCUGAUUGAGUCUAACGGUGUAAUAUCCGGUGGUUUUUAAUAGGGGAGGGCAUUUUGUUAGUCUGAAAGUGGCACACACAGCUGCCCACACUGGAGAAUUGGCUGCUUGCGAUUACACGAGGCCAUGUGCUUGCGCAUUCAGGUUAGGGUGCUAGUUGCGGUGUCCCAAUGUGGAAAGGAACACAGUCUGAGUUCCAUACCUUUCUGUUACAACAAAGAAUCUCUACAUGGCGGCUUUUGGUGCCAUUUUGCUUGCCAUCACAGCAGAUGUGAAGCGAAAGAAAAGCGGCUAAUGAGAAUAGCUCAACAGACAGCGAAGUUGCCAAGACCAACUGCAGUAAACUUUGGCACAAUUGGUUAUGAAGGAAUAGUGCAUGCUAUAUUGCUGCAAUCUUGGCAAAGCUCCAGGACUGGCAUUCGUCUCUAACUCAUUAAGGGUAGAAUGUUUUCGCAAAAGCCAUGCCUCCAUGGUAAAUGUCUUUUAUUGCAGUUUCCAGUAGUAAGAAACGAUGGAUAAACAAGCAGAGUUAUGCGCCCCAGUGAGAAGAAACGCAAUUUCAAAUGACUUUGGGCGGCACCAUAGAGUAGACAGCACCUCUCAACAACCUGGGGUGCCGAAUAUGCGUGAAAUAGGGAACAUAAGAUUGGUGCCGUACAUGUCUGUCAAAAACCAUGCGGGACGAAUCAACGGCGCCGUAUGGCAAAAGCCCUCAAAUGGUUGACAGCCUCUACAUAGCACCUAAGCAGACAAUCUGGCGGUUGUGACACCAGUCAAGCACUUCAUUUCUGAGAUUUUUGGUGUGUUGCAGGGGGGCACCGCCUAAUCUCGAAGGUCGUGGUGAAGAGCUGUGCUGCUACUCAACGUUCUGGGUUGUGCACCACUUCUGGCCAGCGAUAGUGGUGGAUUUUUAAGUUUUGGUAUGAAAAAAUUCUAUUUUUGCAUUUUGCAGACUUUGUUGUAAUGCAUCUACUCGUAUGUCAAACGUUUGCACGGAGUCUGCUCUAUAUCUACAGUUAGGCUUUUUCCACUUUUCGUUGCAAUUGGCUUGUAAGUCUCAUUGGCAGCAGUAUGUCUACAUUGCACUCUCAUGUGCACCUCUUCACAGAUGACCUUGUGUACCGACGGUCUUCUGGACACUUUCAGAGCUACUGACUGAAGUGGGUUCACUAUGUGCCAAGUUUGCUUGAGUAACUAGGAAUACUUUCUGCCUGUUACCAGAAGAGUCUCACGUACACAGGUAGUCGGGGUACGUGGCACUAUUGAUGUGUCAGGUGCAAUAGAUGAAUUGGUUAUUUACAUCAAUUGCUAGAUAAGCACGAGUUAAUCAGAUAACCAAUCACAAGCAAGGCCUUAGAGUUUGUCGGGCUUUUUUUGUAGCCUUCGCCUUUUGAAGACAUUAUGGCACAUUUCCUAAGUGGUGUACUCAGCAGGAAAAAUGGCAUUGUUGACUUGAGACAAUUCAAGCUCACAUGGUGCAGAAUCCCCAUUAAAUCAAGUAAAUGUCGAAAAUUUUGGUUAGCCCACUACAUCUUCAAAGCAGUGUGGGGCUAAAUUUUAAGGAGACUGAAUUGAUCAGGCUACCCAGGAAAACAAUGCACUGGCUGGUCAAAAGAAAUUCAUGAGACGAGGAUGCUCAAAAUUUUCACUACUUGGGGCUGGGCUAGUUGGUUCAAGCUCUUAUCAAUGUUUAGGGUGCCAUCUACAAUGGGGAAAAAGUCGGGCACAGAAAAAAGUGCCCUUUAUUGUUCACGUCAUAAAUAUCAAUAAAAGAAUGUUGGAUCUUCAUGCUUCUGUGCACCUGUGGACAGGUGCCACUAUGACGUGGCAACACUGUGCUGGUCAACGAGAGCAUGACUGAAUUGUAUAUUUCUUUGCUACGCAUUCUGACCACAUAUCUAUUAGAAUACGACUGAGUGUGUGUGAUAGCCCGUAAUUCUUCAGGCCACAUUUGGACAACUUAAGUUUUAGAAAAAAAAAAAAACAUUUAUUCUUUGAGAUAUGGUUCAUCUUGAAACUGCAGCGCGCACACAAGAAAUGAGGACAAUAAGACAAAGGUAACAUACAUGUAAUGUCAUGUGCUUAUUUUGAAUAUGCAGUGCAUUUUUGUUUAUCUCCUCUGGUUCUAAUUUUAUGCAAGCUUCCUUGAAAUAACUUUUGCAAUGAUUUGCAAAAUAUCAAUUCCUGAAAUUUCGCUAAAUAGGGUAUCAGUGGCUUCUCUAUGAUUCAAGGAAUGCAAAAAGGCCAGCCUUAUUGUCUGCCUUACCUAGAACAAAAGUUGCGAGACUUGAAACUUAGUCACCAGGAAAACACUUUUUUGAGUUCCGAAUUCAAUACCUCGCAACUCAUUUUUUGUAAGGUUGGUCUUAUUGCAUUCCUUGAAUCAUACAGAAGCCAUUGAUACCCUAUUUAGUGAAAUCUAAGGAACCAAUAUUUUGCUAAUCUUUGCAGAAGAUAAUUAAAGGAAGCUUGCAUAAAAUUUGAAACAAAGGACAUAAACGAAAACAGACCUUAUAUUCAAAAUGCACUUAACAUUACAUGUACGUACAAGUUUUCAGCACUAUACCUUAAAGAAUAAAUAUGAUAAAAAUUUUUGGUCUAAGACCCACAUGUCCCCUUAAUCUUUCUAUAAUUCCAACAUGUGUGACUCCUAAAAGUAUUUAAUUAAUGCCACUUGACUGGCUGUAUUGUCUUCGGACAGGAAUCGGUGAGCAUUUUUGCAUGUCAAGGUCAGUUGUGAGAAACUGUCACAUCUGACUGGCAUGAAAGUUUACUAGUAUUUUAAAGGAUUCUGUACUCUCUGGAGCUUGCUUUAGCUUUUGGCAUUUAAGUGUAUCAAGAAAAGCUUCAAGUGUGGUUUGUGGAUGUGACCGUUUUCUCGGGACGGUUAAUUGCUAUAAACUCCUUUCUGUUUGCACCAAAAGUGAUGCUGUUAAGGUUUGUGUAAUUAACAUAUGUUGGCUGGAAUAGUUGUCGCCCACUAAGUUCCUUAUUCCCUAGUCAAAUGUUGAAUACUUAAAAGGGUACUGAUGCAAAAAUUUUCUAUCCCGCUGUUAUGCUUUAUCAGAUAACUGUCGACCCCGUAACUACACUGUCAUGCCAGAAUUCCUUGAGUGCACAAAAAAUCACCAAUUAUAUCCUCUUUUAAGGAGACCAUUUCAAAAUGUGCACCAAAUGGAAUACGGCUUUUUUGUGUAGGGUUUGUUUACAAGGUCACAAAAAAUGGAGGUGAUGGUCACAAAUGACUGACACAUGCACCGGUCAGCAUGGUCCAGAGGUUGUAAGCCACUCAACGUGUCUUGCAUAAAUCAUUCUUUGCUGUUUCACUUCUGUGGAUUAUUCCAUAAGGAAUAACGAACUUGGUUAGCUGCUUCUGUUCGUUGUCCUCUAAAGCAAGGCGACCACAAUGCGGCUUUGACUAGUGCACUGGCCCAUGCAUCUAUAUAGAUGCCUUGUAAACAAACCCUACGCUAAGAACUUGGGCAAUCUUGAAUUUGUCUCAUUAGGAGGCGGUAUAGUUUGAUUUGUUGCACGUUUGAGAAUUGAGGUGUCGUACUGUAAUUGAGUCAUUCGGUAAGUUGGAAUCGGCUGGCACAAGACAGGGUUAAUUGGAGAUUGCAGGGAGAGGCCUUCGUCCUGCAGUGGACAUAAAUAUAGGCUGAUGAUGAUGAUAGUGUGAUUGAGUCGGCAGCUGUGUAACAGAGCAAAAAAAGCGAGACAGAAACUUGUGUCAGUUUUUUAAAUGUUUCAGGGAGGUCUGGCACCUGUCAAUUUUUACUGUUGACUUUGCAGGAUUACUCUUAAAUCAAAUCUUAUUGAGGUGAUGAUGUUGCUAUUUAUCGAGGGCAUUAUGAUGAAAAGAAAAUUCUUUGGGCUGAUGCUGGUACUGGCAACAUUGAUGGGAUGUAUGUCACGAGCCCUCUGUGAGAUAAUUUUAAUGUACAUCACUACCACUGCAUUCUUUGUUUUCAACUAUGUUUUAUCAUUAGUGUCAUACGAUGAGCAGUGAUGUUUUUAGCUUUAUAAACUCCAAUGAAUCUUGUUUUUCUUGCCUGCAGAGGUAACCUGCAAUUUGUGCCUCACGGUUUGGGUAGCCAUCUUUGUUCUGACCUAAAACCAGCAGCUGAUAUGUUAUCAGCUGUAGACAAGGCUUUGCUACCAGCAAGCGGCAAAAUGUGUCGUUUGCUUGCACAGCAUCCAGUAGCAACUUCUGCAGUCUGUUUCAAAAUGGAGAUGUCAUAAGAUGCCUGUCUUGUGUUUUUGUGCUUGUGUUGUUUUACUUUGUGGCUUUUAUCGGCAAACUUAUCUAUUUGCUUCGUGUACAUGUUUGAUGAGUGUGCUUUACUGCGUGUUAUUGCGUUAGCCUCCGAGAAAAUAAUUUUUUUUUGCUCUGAUACCUUCUUGUUAAUCAUUGCUGUAUAACUCUGUAAAAGAUUGUAUUUGAAGAGAGAGAGAGAGAGACAAAACAACUUUGCUGCAGCCUUAAUUUUUUCUGAGCUGGUACUGCAUCUGUAUUUGAAGUUACAAGGCAACCCAAUUACUCGAGACUCUUGAAACCGUGCUUAACACUCGGCAGACAACAUGCUGACGAGCAGGAACGCACAGUGUUGGGGAUGUGUUGCAUGAUCGUGCUUCCGGUUGACUAAUGCUAGUUGUAUGUAGCUUCUAUGGCAGUGCAAGCAGAGAUUCCUCUUUUUUGUGGAUCGUGCUAUUGCAAUCCUGUACCAAGCCUUCUCCUGUGUUCACCAGCGUGGUCCUCUGUGUAGAAAUCCCCAUACAUGGGCCAUGACUUUUUCUCAAGUUACUCGCUAAUUCUAAGUCUUAACAUCGUAAGUUACCUUCAAGAGACGUACUUUCAUUACUCGUGGCGUUUUGUUUGUAUGAGAUGCAUCGUUGAAAUUGUUGGAUCUCUCGCGUGUUUUAACCUCCCAUCUUGGAUGUCUCUAGUCUUUAUCUCACCCCAGGUAGGUCACUCGCUUUUUUUUUAUCAGUAUCAGGAUGUGCAUUCGCAAUGGGAAACUGCCAGCCAACUUGGCUUCUUCAAUUUUGCCUGAGUUUCAAGACGUCUCAUGAUCUCCUCUCUAGAGUCGUGAAAUACUCGUAGCAGGUAUCGGCGAACUUUAAAAAAUGUUGGAUGGUUGUGCGAACUGCCAGCAGCACCCGCAGUGGUUGCUCAGUGGCUAUGGUGUUCGACUGCUGAGCACGAGGUCGCGGGAUCGAAUCCCGGCCACGGCGGCCGCAUUUCGAUGGGGGCGAAACUGCGAUAACACCCGUGUACUUAGAUUUAGGUGCACGUUAAAGAACCCCAGGUGGUCCAAAUUUCCAGAGUCCCCCACUACGGCGUGCCGCAUAAUCAGAUCAUGGUUUUAGCACGUAAAACCCCAUAAUAUAAUUUAAACUGCCAGCAGCACGGUUAUUUGUAAGUUUGUUACCUGGGGGGAUUUAUACACCCCAUGGGAAAACUUGGAUGUCUGUGUUUCUUUCUUCCUAUUUAAGAAUGUGAGCUCGACUUUGAAGCUGUGCAGCUCUUGUGCAAUAACGUUGCUCACAUAGUUUGCAUUCUUAUUUUUAGUCGGGUAUUGCUUCUUAUGGUGUACUAAAGGUCUGCUAGUCAUGCUAUUGUGCAGGUGAAUAUUGAUCUCUACGUAUUCCUUGAUUUUGUUUUAUAACCCUCUUGGUAGUAUAAGCUCACCAGUUGUCUUUUAGCUUGGAACAACCACGUCUGGUCAGAACCCUUUUUCUUUUAAAGUUCUUUUGCGUGAUUUGGAGCAGUGUUGGCCUGUUUACUUUGUUGCUCACUUAGUGCAGUAUGAAAGUGCACAAAGAUUGAAGAUUUCUGCCAGGUCAGAACACUGCCCGACACUGUGACCAUGUAUUGCUGGAUGCCAUGUGUAACCUGACCUGGUUACAACUGCUAAAGUGUAAUUGACUGCUGAUAAUAAAUCGAGUACUUCAUUUCAGCAUGACAGAAAAUUAAGCUAGGCCAGUUUUAUUUUAUUGAAUGCAUAGAGUUUCUCACUGUAUUACCUAGAGGGAAAUCCGGCACUGUUGUGCUGUUGUAUGCAUGGGAAUACUGAUAUAUGGUAACUUCGGAUUGGCAUUGUUCUCAGAGAGUCGGGACACCUUGAAGACGUGCCUGGCUAGCACCGUUCCGUCUAUCACAAUGAUUGUUUUCCUUAAAACAGCACGUAAAAAGCUGUUUUAACGUAUUCCUUGAUUUUGUUUUAUAACCCUCCUGGUGGUAUAAGCUCACCAGUUGUCUUUUAGCUUGGACAAGAACAUGUUUGUUUAAUUAUGAGGACUUGUGUUUGGAUGUACAAUUAUAUGAAACGUAAAAAGUAUCAGCGGGCCGCUAAAAUUGGAGGACAGACAAGAUUCGCGCUUGCUUUGGAGCAGUUUGUCGUCUGUUCCUGCUUUUCCUUGCUUUAUGCAUUGUAGGUGAGUAAACUUCAUUGAAAGAUGUAAUAUGAGAGAAUGGAAACAUUUUAUGAAGAUUUCAUUUUAAGAACGCAUUAUCUGUGCAGCCAUAUCCACGUUAUAGACGAAGCCUCGUACAACACCAGCCAACACAAGCCUCGCACACCCAUAUACCGUCAUUCCCAUGAUGGCACAGUGCUCAUUAGAAAGCUCCCUUCGACGGUAGCGCCAGAUUUCUGUCUGGCAAUAUAGUGAGAAACUGUAUGAUUGAAUGUUUGUACUUGAGAAUUGGCUGAUGCUACGUCAUCUUGGUGAGGGCUUGUCAAAUUGUUUUCAAAUUUAAUCAAGCUCGUAAACUUAAAGCAUGAAGGAAAAACGGUGAUGACAAGAUAGACACGGUCAAGUUUACUAGUUAUGGAAGACCAACUAGCCUGCUCUUGCCUAAUUAAGCUGGCACAGCGUACUGUUCGCACCCUUUCUGCACAGGCCUCUUGCUCAAAAGAGACACAAAUGAGCUCUCUGGCACGUAAAGGAACCUGUUCAUUGCUGGUUUUGAACUGCAGAAAAAUGUGUGCAGCCCUUUGAGUCACAGUUUUCUCCGCAACUAAAUGAGAUCUUGACCUACAACGAGGAGGCCAUUCUAGAUUAAUCCUUAUGGUGCAUUCCUACAGUGUUCCGACCCCUCUCAAGCAUGGAGCUAGAGAAAGCCUGGCCGAGCCGGAUGUUCAGCUGCUCCCAGAGUGGCAUUUUGUACGACCUCAACGGGAAAGGCUCUUGUUUCACACUUAGCAGGCAAUGCUGUGCAUGGGUUCAUUCAAGUCUCCGUGGGAAUCGCAGUGCAGUUUGUGACCCGUGGCACUACAGAAUAACUAUGUACUUCCACAAGUUGUACGUCCACACGUCCACAAGUUGUAUCACAGCUACAACUUGUGGACGUAAGGUUACGUCGAACAUGUUUUUUGGUGCACCAUUGUGUGCUGCAUCCAGUAGGUGACGUACAGUAUAGACCACUUAUAACGUAACCGCUUAUAGUGCAGGACCGGAUAUAGUACGGUCUAUUCAGACUCCCGUUAAUUUUCCUAUAGCACUCCAUGUAUAUGCAUACCGCUUGCAGUGCAGCCGCGCGAGACGAAAUACCGGUUAUAAUGCGGCUUCCGCGGAGAAAUCUCGCCGACAAGGGCGGUAGCGAGCACGCUUCUCAACGAGGUGCGCCCACCGAUGGGAGAGGAGAUCAACGAGGGCAAUGCGGAGGAGGAGCACGAGAGGUGGAGCACGAGUCCAAGGGCGAUAAAAUCGUCGCCGCGUGCCGUAUGUGCGAGGGACGCUCGCCUUCCAUCGCGCGAAAGGUCUGGGGGUAUGGGAGGGAGGGUCACCAAAUGCGUAUCUUGCAACUGGGCGCAAGGGGAACUGGCGACGCAAUUUCCCCCGCGAAAGGAGCAAAGCGGGAAGGCAGCAUGGGAGGGAGGGAGGGCGGCUUCUACUCUGCCAACAAAUGUGUUCGCGCCUGUGCCGGCUGUCGGUGUUGUCGCGCGCACCGUAUCUUAAAAGCGAUCUCCACACGGCUCUGACCUCUGUAUGCGCUGUGCUUACGCCGCUCAGUUUCCGUUGAAGUGAUAGCGGCGGCCGCGUUUCCCCACGCCCCAGUUUUGACAGUGGUUGUCUGCGGUCAUCGAGUCUAUUCAUGUUUGCUUGUGCGUGUUGACACCAGGCUUGUUAAUUCAGUUAGUAAUCGAACGUGUCAAGUUUAUGCAGCCGAUAAGACUACUAUCCCUACUCCGAAUAGCUAUCUACUAAUUUGCUAUCGCAAUUGAUACUUCGCCUUUCGGGCGAAACUGAGACAUUAAAAAAAAAUUAUUACUUUGUCUGCUUCAUGCGGAGAUCGGGGUACCUUUCAAUGUUCGUAAAUUUAAACGGAUGCAAAACUACCAGUCGCACGCUUUGAUUCUCGGAUACGCGCGGCUGCUUGGUCUACAUGUUUUGCAUACGUGCAGGGCUUGAAAAUCAUUGUCUUGGUUAUAGUGCGGUACCGCUUAUAGUGCAGAUAUUGACGACUCUGGCGACUUACGUUAUAAGCGGUCUACACUGUACUAUGCUUUGGUUGUGAGCACAAGUGUUGCUCUGUGGGCACAGCUCCCAGAAACAUCUAACACCACAUGUUCGGUGACAGAUAGGUUUAGAUCUGCGACACCUUGUACGUGCCAUUUUGCAACACAAAAGUAUGAGACCACAUGGAAUUACACGACACAAACUUAGUACGCAAUGCCUUUUUUUCAUAUAUGACGCACUGUAUGCCAGUUGUGAACGUAAGCAGUGAGACAGCCUUUAUAGCAUUGCCUGCUGUGUAUGAAAUGGGGUACAGUUGCCGACCGAUAAUUCAUGCUCUACGGGGACCGCCAAGAAAGUCUGAAAAAUUCAGAGUCCGAAAUACCGGAUUCGCCUAAUGAUAAGUGACUUUUAUUUAACAAUUAGCCAAAAAAUGUGAGCCGUAUUCUUGGAUCGUCACUUUCGGGGAUACCUUCAAUUUCGCGUGACUAGUCAAGCUGCAUCGAUGUCUACGAGCGACUGCCAAGCACGCUGUCUUAUCACAGUGCAGGAACACUGGACAGUCAAUGUGUCCGGUGCUGGUCACGCGAAAUAUUGUAGAAAUAAAAGUAUCUUGGAAAGUUAUCAUCCAAGAAUACAGUUCAAGUUUGUUAACACGUUGCUGCGUGUAUAUACGCUUGCCUUUGGCCUAGGCAUUCCAUUGCCACGAUUUUCUUGCAAUGCCUUUUCACGCUUCGUCAAUGAUCAGAGCGAUGCUCGCCAACAGGAUCAGCCGGCCCUGAAUGGUGGAUGAUUAGAGUGGCAUAGAUUCAAGCAGAAAGAAUCUACUAAAUUGCAGCCCCCUGCCCGCAUAUUGUCAUGCUGUCGCUACAGUCAAUGCAUGCACUGGAUUCUCAUUGGCGACUAUUUGAUCAACUAGGCUAUGCUAGUUUCUGUUUCGAGAAGGCGCCGGCGAUGUAUCAAAAUGAAAAUAUACCUAUUUGUGCUCUACUCAGCCAACCUAGCACACGGUUGUGCAGUUGGAGUCCAAAUUAUCGCAUGGUGUGCUGUAUUUUUUCAAUUGUCUUUAUACAUUAAUAUGGGGCAUAUGGAGGUGCCAUGGAGCUGUCCAAAUUAUCGGUCGACAACUGCAUAGCACUGUGAGCUGUAGUGUGGUGCUCCGAAACGAGCCAGGCAAUUAUGUUCCAAGCUCUCAUCCAGCCAAAUGUUAAGUGAACCACAAGAGAUCUCUAAGGUGCUUGAAAUGGGCCAGUCUAAUGCACCAUUAGCAUUCCUUUAAGGCUUGACUUCCGAGUUUCUAACCCUUUCAGUGUUGAGUUUUUUAUGGAGGUUACGCACAUUCAGCGUCAUAUAUAUUCUUUUCUUGGAUAUUAUAAAACGAACGCAAUGCUUCAUUUUUGGUUAUAGCGGACGGGCAAAAAUGACAUGGCAAGGGCCCUCUUGGUCUGGUCCUCACAUUCCUAUCUGGCAUCAGAAAAAUGCACGUCAGUGGCACUGAUGCCAAGUAUGUUAUGCAUUUUGUAUGUGAAUAUGACUUCGCUGCGAGAUCAAAUGGGACAGUUGUUGUUGUAUCUUGGUUUCCUGUGUGAGCUUGUUCAUUUUGGUCAUCCUCAGUCAUUUUUGUUGCAAAAUUAUUUGUUGAUGUUGUUUAAGUGCUUUGCAUGACACUUGGAUGUGUUUUGCAUCUCGAUGUCUUUUUGCGCUUGGCAGCUUACACACAUAAAAUAAAAGUUGUACUGAAUGAUAGGAAGUUGUUCGAAACCUUGUAACAACACAUAGUGUCAACAAGGGACGUGUACUAUAUCCAUGCAGCUUUUACUUGUACUGCUACUACUGUAGCCUUACAUUUUGCAGAUGCAUUCGUGCUAUGCUAUGGUUUCUUUCUUCUUUUAACGAAUUUUAUUCAGUGCUGUUAUUUACAGAUGAACGCAUCAGACAUGUAUUGGACACUUCCUUGUUUACUGCUGCUUUCUGUUUUUCUCUAAUAAUCACACGUAACCCACACACACAUUGUAUGCACACAUUUCUCCUGUGCUCUUCACAUUGUGUGUAGUCUCUUCUCAAACGAUAGCACAGUCGUCUUUCUAUCACUUGCUAAAUAAACGUAUCUCUGCCA